This is a messenger RNA of Physella acuta, 1167 nucleotides long. Its product is annotated as glutamate receptor-like. Gene Ontology annotation, cellular component: membrane. The record is from RefSeq and is a predicted model, not a curated record. NCBI's taxonomy places the organism in Eukaryota, Metazoa, Mollusca, Gastropoda, Physidae. Gene Ontology annotation, molecular function: ligand-gated monoatomic ion channel activity.
AUGACACUUCCGGUGGCCAUUUUGAGCGAGGACGAAGAGAAAUUUCUCACCAGGUCGGUAGUGGGUAACCAGACGGUGUACGAUGGUUACAGUGUAGCCCUGCUGAACACGGUAGCUGACUCUCUAGGGUUCGAGUACCAGUUCGUGUCCGUCGAUGAUGGCGGGUACUACGGGACGGUCUUGGACAAUGGGGAGGCAACUGGAAUCACGGGUCAACUUGCAAGAAGAGAAGCGGCCCUGUCUACAAUGCCGCUAAGCAGAACGGAGAGCAGACGACAAAAGAUAGACUACAUCCUGACGCCUAUAGCAGUGGAGGAAAUCGUCAUCAUUUACAGACUUCCGGUGGCCAAAGAACAUCUUGACCUGACCUACCUGGACAUCCUACAGCCGGAGUUCUGGCUCUACCUGAUUGGUCCGAUGCUGGUGGUGGGCGUCAUCGGUGUCGUCAUUCACGUGCUGACGUCAUCCUGUUACUCGUCUGGACCUCGGCCGUUUUCCAGACGUGACAUAAGAUCACUGACCACAUUCCCUGACCACAUCUGCUUCCACACCGAAAGAAAAUACAAAGUCCAGUCCGGCCUGAUCCUCCGGACAUCCUGGGCCAUCUUCUGGUUCAUCCUCAGCUCGGCCUACUCGGCUUACCUGGUCACCACCUUCACGGUCAAGACACCGGAACUGACCAUCAAAACCUUCAAACAGCUCCUGGACCACCCUGACUACACCUUCGGCAUGAUGCAGCGCGAUACGUCUCUUCUAAACGCUCUACGGACUUCAAAAGACCCAAUUCUUCAUUCAAUAUGGUCACGGAUGGUUGAACGCAAUAAAACAGACCCGCGGACGUUCAGCGUGUCGUACCAGUACCACACAGACAGAGUUCUACGCGGGCAUUACGCUUUCUUCAUUGACACCUCCAUUGAUGUUUUCCCCCGAGAGUCAUACCCAGAUGUCAGGACUUACCCGCAAAAAGGUUUUGAAGAAUUGAACAAUGCGUAUAUUUCAACUCCACAGAACACGUUUUACGCCGAAGACUUAUCGAAGACGCUUCUGUCUAUGGAAGAGACGGGCAUCAUUGAGAAACUGCAGAAGGUGUAUUUUUCUAGAGAGAAAGUCCUUCACGACAAGAGCAAAGUCAGCGAGAACCAGGCCGUGACCUUUCAGAGGGUUUGA